AUGGACUAAAAAUAGCAAAUUUUUAUUUAAAAAAAUAUAAUCAGUAAUUUAUAAAAUCACAAUUGUGUAUGCAGAUGCAAUUUUCUCUCUUUACAAUGUAUGUUACAAAAAAAUAGAUUUUAUUAUCAACACUUUCAUUUAUCGUGCAUUAUAUCACAUCUCUUUUCCUUACAAAUGAAACAAAGACAAUAUGUCAUGAAUAUUAAAAAGUUUCGUAAUUACGAGUCAUGUGGGAGCAAACAUAGAAUCGAGAAUGUAUUAGCAUUAUUACCACUUGCGUUGAUAUAAUCUCACUUAUGACAAUCGAAUCUAGCGCAGUAAAGUACGCACGCGAUUUGUAAAUAUGUUUAUCAAAAUUUGUUUCUUCGUUUCUCUGAUAAGCGCGAGUAUCAGUGUGUAUACAAGAAUCAGCAGUAAGGCUAACAAUAUUACGUUCAAGUAUAUGAAAGGAAUUGAAGGGGAAAGCGAUUUACAUAACUGUGAGCCAUAUGAGGUAUGCAAUGUAGUUCAUGACCGAUUUUGGAUGCCUGGUUUGACGGAAAGACUUUGUCAGUGCCCUAAUGGUAAAGAAUGUCCAUGGACGAAAACUUUGGAUAAUUCAACUAUGUUUCUCAAUAAUAGAUCCAUCUUGAAGUUUUGCACGCAAUUAAUGGAAUUGGAGAUAUGCGAGCAUAAACAAGAAGCAAUGAUAGUAUAUGGAGAAAGUGAUACAAGUAAUAGUAAUCUAACACCAUACAAUGUGACAAUGAAUUGCUUAUGUCCGCAAACACAUUACUGGAGGUUGCAAAGAUUUACGUACGAGGAGUAUGGUUUCAUUCAAAUAUUUAGAUGUGUCAAGAAAAGCAUGUGCGAGACUUUGGAGUUUUGCGGCUAUAUACGAUCUGACCUGUAUUCAACAUAUUAUAGAUGUACAUGCCCGGAAAAGCAUUUAUGCGUUUUCAAGAAUAAAACACAGGUAAAUGUGCAAGAAUUGCUCUAUUCCGGUCCUGCUUAUAUAGCUUAUUGUUACCGUUAUUAAAUAUGCAAAGAUAUUGCUAUUUAACAUAAAUGUAAAAAAAAUAAAGUACUUUUAAGAACAUAAUGU
Molecule: messenger RNA, 1084 nt
Organism: Solenopsis invicta (red fire ant)
Lineage: Eukaryota; Metazoa; Arthropoda; Insecta; Hymenoptera; Formicidae
Product: kappa-scoloptoxin(11)-Ss1a
Exons: 4
Coding region: 344-1018 (224 amino acids)
Source: RefSeq, a predicted model, not a curated record